UCUCUGAAGAAUCUUCCUUUUCCAAAAUUUCCACAUGACAUCCCUCGUUCCUACGUUGAUUUCUUGAGAAGAUACUUUGAGAAAAAAACUGCUGAUGGGAUAGUUCACUUUAAAGUUCUUUAUUCGCCAUGCCCAGUAAGCGAGCUUCAACAAGCAAGUGAAAUUAAACCAAAUAUUUUUGAAAAACGUGAACGGGAAAAAGAGAUGAGGAACACUAUCUUAACAAUGCUUCACUUGAAGGAUUGUACUGCCACUACAGAGGUACAAGAACUCUUGACUCUUAUACUUGAUACAUUUCUUACUGAUCUGUGUAUGAGCCUUAAGCACUAUGAAAAUGAAAAGGAUCCUUUAAAUGCUGCAUUACCAGUUGCAAUGGGUUGCAUCAAGGGUGUAAAAGAUUUGAGAGAUUUUUAUGUAACAGAAGUAGUUGAAAGACAUGCUGUUAUUUUCCGAGAAUGUUUCAUAAGAUAUAGGAAGUUUUUGAAACAUAGAAGGUUUAUAAAGAAAAAUACCACAUACUGGUUUAAAAAGGUGAAGAAGUUUCCAAAGGUUUCUUUGAAUCCUCAACGAGUUUCCAGUAGAAGAGCCACUAGGAGAUCCGACUAUUCUCAUCAAAAUAAAAGAACUGCUACUUUUGUGAAACCAUUGCCACGUUCAGAACUAAAACAAUCCUCAACUGUAUUUGAAUCUAAGGACACUACAGAUGACGAAAAAAUGGAAUGUGAAAGUUGAAAGAAAAGUGUUUAGAUUGAAGAUAAAAUGUUGAAGAGUAAAAAAUGUCGAAACACAAAAAAAUCCAUAAAAGAAGUAUGAACAAAAUAUGAUAGCAGCGUAAAUAAAGCAAAUUGUCUGAAAAUGCAGCAAAUAGCUGUUUCAAGGACAGUAUUUUUACCGAAUAGGUCAAAUUAUAUAUUACCCAGUGUGAAUGUAGGACAUGGGAAUGAAAAUAACUAAGCUGUAAACCAAGGAUCAAAAAAGCCUGCGACUUAGAAAUCAACCGAGAGCACAGAACAAGGAACAAAAACAACCAAUAAAAAGUCUAAGAGCAAAGAAGGGGAGUGAAAGACUUGCAGAAAAAGCAGUUAUAAAAAUUGCUUUCAAAUAUUAGGAAAAAUGGAUUACUGAAAAAAUGCCCGGAGAAUGACGAUUUUUCCAAAUAUGAAUAUAUUUUCCGAAAAUCAGAGUCACUGACCAAGGAACAUUUACUAACGUAUAAUUCUAGCAGAGAAAAAUCUGAACAAUACUGAGACAUCCAAGAGUUUAUGAGUUCUUUAUGCUUAACAUAGUUUUCAUGCAAUGUUAGAUGGCGGUUGAGGGGAGGGCAUGCUUAGACUGACCAAUGUAAGUUAAACCACAUUUGCAAGCAAUAUUCUAAAUACCUUAGUUGCUAUGACAAUCAAUAGGACAUUUCAAUUUAGUAAGCUUAGUCUUACAGAAGAAAAUGCAAUGUCUAAACCAAACUUUUUUUUCAAUAUUUUAGCUACUUUAACUAACUUUUGGAUGAAAAGACAAAACAAUAGUGUAAGCAGAUGUAGAGACAGAACCAUUUUCUGAAGGAAGGAACUAAAUUAAUCCAUUAUAAAAAGCUUCAAUGAUAUUAGGCCAAUAGCCACAAUCUAAAGCCUCAGUAAGACAGCUCAGUAUGUAAAGAUUUCCAUAAAAUAAAUGUUCCAAGCAUAUAGCACAAAAGCAUUAAUAGGUGCCAACUUUUGAUUCAGAUAACCGGAAGGGAAUUUGUCAGGAGGUAGUGAAACAGUGUAAAGUUUGCAAAAUUGCUAAAUCAUAAAUUUCAUUAAAAACACCCAUGACACUAUGGAAGACCAGUAGCAAUUGCUGUGUUACAUUUAUUGCUAGUUAAUUGCUAUGUCAAAUGUAACUAAGCCAUACUACCAACAGAGUGGCGUGGCAUAGUUACGCAUUGGCCUCUUUUUUGUGCUCAUAGUUGUAAGUACAAAAACAGCUCCAGUCAAUGGAUUUUCAAGAUGCAGAAAAAUCUUCAGUAUACAUGCCGUAUGAUUAUGUAACGUAUAAAAAAUCCUGUGAGUAUUCGUUUGGACUUAAAUACUUUUGAGAAAAUUUGAAUCCUAGUGCAGUUUCGCAUCUUCGAUAAGAGCCCAGGUGCCUCCAUAUGGUAAAAAAAACUUAGGUGUCAAAAUGCAAGUGAUAAUAGCACCUACAGUGGUGCCACAUUAAAAAAUCAAUGUCAACUUUUAGAAGACACACUAAGUUGACAAGUGGUGAAAACUCAAUAUGCAGCAGCAAAAUAUAAUACAAACAAAACUAAAUGUAACUUAAUGAGUUAAAACAUUUAGCAGCAAAUGUACAUUUUUGAUAUU
This is a messenger RNA of Uloborus diversus, 2336 nucleotides long. RefSeq lists its product as uncharacterized. Bases 205 to 732 code for a protein of 175 amino acids. The record is from RefSeq and is a predicted model, not a curated record. Lineage: Eukaryota; Metazoa; Arthropoda; Arachnida; Araneae; Uloboridae. The transcript has 4 exons.